Molecule: messenger RNA, 2001 nt
Organism: Echinostoma caproni
Lineage: Eukaryota; Metazoa; Platyhelminthes; Trematoda; Plagiorchiida; Echinostomatidae
Source: the annotation of a GenBank genome assembly
AUGAGUGUUGAGCUAUUUCAUGAACCUGGUCACCCCGAUACGGAACUGGCUAAUGUGAACGGUACUGGGGAAUGUACUAACAAAAUGCUGAAAACUUUAAACGCCGAGGGCACUUUACGAACAGUGGACACGGAAUUCAUUCAUCUUAGUCCGACCAGUCUGAGCAUGGAAUCUACAACAUAUCCAUCCGCAAUCGCUCCCGCAGACAUACGAACUGCAAUGUUUGAUGCAUCUCUAAGCAAUUCGAUCGAUCAAAAAUUAGAUGACUGUGAAGGUGAUUUGUCCGUGGACGAAACCGGGAAUCAAGCGGCCAGUAACCAAACUGACAAUAGCACUGUGAGUUCCGCAAACCCAUCGAAUAACACUGGUGCAACUUGUGACGAUAUGACAAACGUCACCUCCAGUUUGUGUGCACAUGAGCCAGUGGACACGGCUCCCAUGGAAACCAGUGGCAGCGUCACUGCGGGUAGUGUCACUAUUGCUGGGGUUGUUGGAGCCGGUGUGACUGAAGAGCAAAAACAAACCAACUGUGGAAAGGAAAGGAAGUUGUUUGUGGGGAUGUUGAGUAAACAACAAGGCGAGGAGGAUGUUCGCAGGCUGUUCGAACCGUUUGGCACAAUCGAGGAAUGUACCAUAUUGCGUGAUCAAAGUGGGAACAGUAAAGGCUGUGCAUUUGUGAAAUUCUCCUCUCAACAAGAGGCUCAAUCCGCCAUCUUGGCUCUCCAUGGCAGUCAAACAAUGCCGGGUGCAUCUUCCAGUAUUGUCGUCAAAUUUGCUGACAGUGAGAAGGAACGACACACACGAAAGAUUCAGCAACUCAUCGGACCAAUGGGAUUGUUUAGUCCCACUCUGGCAUUGUCUCAGCUCAGCGGGAAUAUGUACUCUCAGAUGCUCGAAAACAUGGCUCAAACAACCGGCUACAUCAAUCCCGUGGCCGCUUUGGCUCUUCAGCUACAACAAGCAAACAGUCAUUUGGCCGGCACUGCUGCGGCCAACUUGCCAGCCAAUGCAGCCAGCCUAGCUAUGAUGGCCGGAGUUGGGGGGACUGGACAAGUCACGUGUCCCUCUUUAUUACAUGCUUCACGCCCGCCCCAAAAUGCCACCGUGUCCACAACCACAGCCGCCGUAGCAGCGGCGCUAGCAGCAGCCGGUGCAUUAACCGCAAACUGUGGCGCUAAUCCAAUGGCUGCGAUGGCAGCUGGUAGCCACACUCAUGCGCAUCUUUCUCCUCAAUUGGCCGCUCAAUUGGCCAAUGUCAGCAGCUCAAGUGUGUGCGGAUCGACCGAGGCCUCGGUGAACGCAGUUUCCGGGAUGAAUACGGUAGACUGCUGUGGUGUGUCCUCAUCAGCCGGGCUGGGAACGAAUGCGGCAAUGGCUGCCGCAGCAGUGGCUGCCAUGGCCAGUACUAACCAACAGACCGGCGGGACUGCGGGUGGCGGUCCAAGUGUUACGGGCAGUGCAAACGGGCUCACAGCUCAGACACUGAGCCUUGGAAGUGCUGGACUAGCGAAUCCCGGUCUAACGUUGCAUUCCAUGCCCGGUGCACAUAUGCCAAGUACUGCAGCACUGAGUGGUCUCAUGGCUGCAUCCCUUCCACUCACUCAAGCAGCAUACCCUUCUGCUGCAGCUGCAGCGUCGGCCUUGAAUCCGUUUGCCACAUUGGCUCAACAGGCAUUGACCAUGCCAAUACAACAGAAGGAGGGAACCAAAGAUCUUAUCAUAACCGGCCCAGAGGGCUGCAACCUAUUCAUCUAUCAUUUGCCCCAGGAGUUUGGCGACCCCGAAUUGGCUCAGAUGUUUAUGCCGUUUGGCACAGUCAUUAGCGCCAAGGUGUACGUGGAUCGGGCUACCAAUCAAAGUAAAUGUUUCGGUUUCGUCAGCUUCGACAACCCUGCAAGUGCCCACGCAGCCAUUCAGGCAAUGAAUGGCUUUCAAAUUGGAAUGAAGCGUCUCAAAGUGCAGCUGAAAAGACCAAAAAGUGACGCAACCAAACCCUACUGA